UCAUCAGGGCUCAUUGCACUUCACGUGAUAACUGUUUGAUGGCCGAAGUUCGCGUCGUUAAUUGCUGCGACCUCAUCAUGUGCGUUGGAUGUUAGUGUGAUGAUUGCCUGACCAUCUGAUCCACCGAUGAACUAAUUCACUCAUAAGUCCCCAUCCGGCUGCGUAGCACACAGGGGACAUCGUCGUUAGCUGCUGUCGAACUGACGUGAUCGACCUCAGAAAUUGCAACCUCAGCAAUAUGCUGAUAAUAUUCAUUUCCCUGGGCUACAGUGGUCCAACCGACGAUGUUUGACACUCCAGUUGAACAUGAUGCACACGAAAGUAGACUCCGUUUAAUUAUUUACUUGGCGGCUGCGUGCGUCAUGAGGCCAUAAAGAAGGAAAACGUGACAACUGUAUUCGGAGUGAGGAGUUACUUUUAUUAAUGUGGUACAAUGUCUGGCGGGGAAUGUAUAUGUCAAUGUGUUUUGAAUGAAUUAAACGAAUCAGGCAGCACAAACACAUCUUUUUUUUCCUUUUUGAUAUUUAAGAACUCCAAAGUCACUCCUCUGAAGGGUCCCACACGUAAAAAUGUCUAGUACCCCUAUUUUCCUUCUAGGGACACGCUCCAGCGUUCAAACGAUUCCGGGUCUACUUGGAAAUGCAUGCUUUAGAACUGUGUGCGGUAAUGGGUUAAUGACGUUAUUGGUUCUGGUACUACCUGUAUCGUUCUCGCAGGCAUUAUGCGUGGCAUUCACGAGUGACGUUGAAGUAGUUCUGGGGGUUACCGUGUUCAUGGGAUAGCGUGCGGUUUGGAGGUCAAUUUCAGGGACACUUUGGCUCUCCUUGUUUUGCUUCGCAACCUACGGGAACCUUCAUAGAGCCUCUUGCAUGCUCGUAAAAUAUGACGUUCAAGGAGAAGGAGACCUUUCUGACAACACGCUUACUAAAAACAGUUUAGUUGGCGAGUUUGGUUGAUCCCAAACUGUCCGUUGACAGGGUCCUGGCGUUCAAACAUUAAAUGCUCCCUCCUACAGCCACUGUCUUUUUUUUCUUACAAACACGCUGCUUCCUUUGCGAUGACAGAAGCCGCAAAACUCCCCUGCCCAGUUUCCGGCCGCCAGACUUCUUUAUCGUGCUUUCGGGAGGUGGGAGUUGGGGCAGGGGCCGCGCCCGCCGCACGGAAACUGUUGACGCACAAACGUUGUCUCCUCAGUCAGUGAUCCAGGGUGUUCUUCCUCCGCUCUCGGGCUCCUGCUACACUGAAGUUGGCGGGUGCUAAAGCCGCCUUCUCUGCGGGAUUGUUUACGCGCUGGUGGUCGUUUAUUCUAUUCACGUUUUGGUCGAUGCCUAAAGCAAGUGGGCUAGCUAGUUGGGGGUGGGGGAGGGCUGGCUGGUGUUUAUUGAGUUACGUGACACUCCAACGCCGACAAUGUCUACCGCAGUAUUCUCUCAGGGAUUGACACUACCGCCGCCGUUGCCUAGCUAGAAAGGAGUGCCUUGCUUCACUGCCAGUAAGACCGCUGCUCACCGACUGUGUUUGGAUUUGGUAAUGAGUGUUUAUUUCCGGAAAGUUUGGCUUGACAAAGGUGGAAUUGUCACCGUCCGAAGUCACUCAAUUGUACGCAGCCUUUUCUUCUUCUCCUUCCUGAGAGAGCCAUUGCAGACAGUCACGCAGCGAUUAGUUCUAUAUGCAAUCCUCCUUCUGACCCAUUUUUGCUGUUGGUUAAAAUAUUUUUUCUGGUGUGUGCUGUGGACCGGGGGGUAUGGUGGUAAACCUAAGUGCAGGUCCGGACGCGCCGUCCAACUGCGCCCUCUCCCAUCUCCGAUCUUCUUGACUAUGGCUUGACACUGUGCCCAGGUGGGCAGGAGAGAGUGCGGUAGAUGCUGUGCAUGUCUACUUUCACGAUGAACUAAUCAACGCGCAAUCCGUCGUGACUGCUUCGCCCUGCUAUGGAGCACACGGCAGUCGAGCCCUCAAGACUAUUUGCAGAAGAAAACGAAGAAGAAGAAGAAGAAGAAGAAGAAGAAGAAGAACACGAAUAAAGACAAGGGGGACUGAGAUCACCAUUUCUGGCUUAUUUGUCACCGCGAGCCAGUCUUUUUCAAACCCGGCCUUGCAGAACUUGAGUGAUGAUGAUGAUGAUGAUGAUGAUGAUGAUGAUGAUGAUGAUGAUGAUGAUGAUGAUGAUGAUGAUGAUGAUGAUGAUG
Spirometra erinaceieuropaei is the source of this 2189-nucleotide messenger RNA. The record is from the annotation of a GenBank genome assembly. NCBI's taxonomy places the organism in Eukaryota, Metazoa, Platyhelminthes, Cestoda, Diphyllobothriidea, Diphyllobothriidae.